AUGUUAGCCCGACAUGGCGUAAGAGUGCACACCCCUCACUCUCGCCUCUUCACCACCACCACCCGCCGCUCAGCCGACUUCACCCACGCCGUCAUCGGAGGCGGCGCAGUCGGCCUAGCAAUCGCCCGCAGACUGCAGCAAGUCGAUGGCGCGCAGGUGGUGCUGAUUGAGAAGCAUGGCAUGGUGGGCAGCGAGACGAGCAGUCGCAAUUCAGAGGUGAUUCAUGCCGGUAUAUACUACGGGCACGACACGCUCAAGACGAAGCUGUGCAUUGAGGGGAAACAGAUGAUGUACGAGCUGUGUGAGAAGUACCGCAUACCGCACAUGAACUGCGGCAAGUGGGUUGUAGCGCAGACGGAGGAGCAGCUAGCUGCGCUGCAAGGCGUGCACGAUUUCGCGAAGAGUAUCGAUGUUCCGAUUCGCUUCAUUUCCAAGGAUGAAGCGCAGAGCCGGGAGCCUGAGGUUCGAGCUGAGGCGGGCGCGCUGGAAAGUCCGAGUACGGGGAUUGUGGACAGCCAUUCGUAUAUGCAGUUUUUGCAGGGCGACUUUGAGGAAGCCGGGGGCAUCACGGCUCUUGGGAGUCCGGUGUCGAUGAUCAGGAGUCCUAGCAAGUCACAACCGGACUGGAGGAUAUGGACGGCGCCGCCCGGAUCGACGAGUCCAGUGCCAGAAUCUCCCUCACCGCAGAGCCCUGGUCCCAAUGCAUCACACGACGACAACGACACCUUCAUCACAGCCGAGACAUUGAUCAACAGCGCAGGCCUAUACGCAUGCGGAAUCAACAACAUGAUCCUCCCGCCCGACCGACACCGCACCCCCUUCUACGCCAAAGGCACCUACUACUCCUACUCUAAAUCCCACCCCAAACCCUCCACCCUCAUCUACCCCGCCCCGAUCCCCGGGCACGGCGGCCUAGGCACGCAUCUCACCCUUGACAUGGGCGGGCGUGUGCGCUUCGGCCCUGAUGUGGAAUGGAUUGAGUCGCCCGUCGACCUUGCGCCAAAUGCCAAUAGCGAGCGCUUCCGGGCUGCUCUGGAGGAUAUCAAGUCUUAUCUGCCUGGCCUGGAUGUUGACAGCGUGGCGUUGGAUUACUGUGGCAUUCGACCCAAGCUGGGCAAGUCUGGAGCGCAGAAUACGGGUAAGGGGGACUUUAUCGACUUUUACAUCAAGAAGGAAGAAGGGGUGCAAGGGUUUGUGAACCUGCUGGGGAUCGAAAGCCCGGGGUUGACGAGCAGUCUCGCCAUCGCUGAGCACGUGUAUGCACUUCUAUACAAAUGA
This is a messenger RNA of Neohortaea acidophila, 1278 nucleotides long. Its product is annotated as FAD dependent oxidoreductase. Gene Ontology annotation, cellular component: mitochondrion. The coding region runs from base 1 to 1278 and encodes 425 amino acids. The record is from RefSeq and is a predicted model, not a curated record. Lineage: Eukaryota; Fungi; Ascomycota; Dothideomycetes; Mycosphaerellales; Teratosphaeriaceae. The transcript is spliced from 2 exons. Gene Ontology annotation, molecular function: (S)-2-hydroxy-acid oxidase activity; (S)-2-hydroxyglutarate dehydrogenase activity.